Molecule: messenger RNA, 3230 nt
Organism: Doryrhamphus excisus (bluestripe pipefish)
Lineage: Eukaryota; Metazoa; Chordata; Actinopteri; Syngnathiformes; Syngnathidae
Gene: lmbr1
Product: limb development membrane protein 1
Biological process (GO): signal transduction
Cellular component (GO): plasma membrane
Molecular function (GO): transmembrane signaling receptor activity
Source: RefSeq, a predicted model, not a curated record
GACGUCUAUUAUUUUGUCUUUUUUCUAUCUCGAAGAAAGCGGGCUUGUUCAUCCGGCGUUAAGUGUCUUUUUUGUGUUGUCGUCAAGGAAGAGAGGAAGAAAGACGGAAGUCACUGAGAAAGGGGAUAUUUUGAGCUGUCAUGUAGUGGAGUUUGUAACUCUCUGGAAUGAGCAAUAUGAAGAAUGGAAGCAGACGAUGUGACUAUCAGAGAGCAGAAUUUCCACAGCCAAGUGAGGGAGUACAUUAUUUGCUUCCUCCUGUUUGCUGUACUCUACAUUGUCUCCUACUUCAUCAUCACCAGAUACAAGAGGAAGACGGAUGACCACGAGGAUGAAGAUGCCGUUGUCAACAGAAUAUCGUUAUACUUGUGCACCUUCACCCUCGCCGUCUCAGGUGGCGCCGUCUUCCUGCUGCCCUUCUCAAUCAUUAGCAAUGAGAUCCUCCUGUCCUUUCCGAAAAGCUACUACAUCCAGUGGCUCAAUGGCUCCCUCAUUCACGGUCUGUGGAAUCUGGUGUCCCUCUUCUCCAACCUUUGCCUCUUUGUCCUGAUGCCCUUUGCCUAUUUCUUCUUGGAGUCGGAGGGAUUUGCCGGAUCUAAAAAGGGCAUUAAGGCGCGCAUUCUGGAGACCUUUGUGAUGCUCUUCUUGCUGGCUCUGCUCAUCCUGGGUAUCGUGUGGGUAGCAUCAGCACUCAUUGACAAUGAUGCUGCCAGCAUGGAGUCGCUCUACGACCUCUGGGAGUUCUACCUACCGUAUUUGUACUCCUGCAUAUCUCUGAUGGGAGGACUGCUGUUACUCAUGUGCACACCUGUGGGAUUGUCAAGGAUGUUCACUGUCAUGGGCCAGUUGCUCGUGAAGCCAACGAUCCUGGAGGACCUGGAUGAGCAGAUUUACUGCAUCCAUUUGCAAGAGGAAGCCCUUCAGAGGAGAUUAAACGGAUCAUCCAUGUGCACCUAUCCCAGAGGAGGCCUGGUCAACCAGCUCAGUAAGGAACUUGACAGUAUCCGAAAUAUGAGAAAUAAACUGGAGAGAAGAAAGCAAGCGUCGGGUUGGGAGAAGAACCUGUUGUAUCCCAUGGUGAUGCUGAUCCUGUUGGCAGGAACGACGAUCUCAGUUCUUUUGGUGGUCCUCAACAUCCUCUACCUUCUCGUAGAUGAGACCGCCAUGCCCAAAGGAUCCACGGAGCACGGCAUCGGGAGCACUCUGUCCACCUUUGGCGUGGCUCAAGCUGUGUUGGAGAUCAUCCUCAUGUUUUAUUUGAUGGCUUCCUCUGUGGUGGGCUUCUACAGCCUUCGCCUCUUUGAGGGGCUCACUCCCAGGAAGGAUGACACAACCAUGACAACGAUCAUCGGAUGCUGCGUGUCCCUUUUGGUGCUGAGUUCAGCCCUGCCCGUCAUGUCCAGAACUUUAGGCAUCACCAGGUUUGAUCUGUUGGGAGAUUUUGGGAGAUUCAACUGGCUGGGAAACUUCUACAUCGUCUUUUCAUACAACCUUCUCUUUGCCGUUGUGACCACGCUCUGUCUCGUCAGGAAGUUCACCUCCGCCGUGCGAGAAGAGCUCCUCAAGGCCUUAGGUCUGGAUAAGCUACAACUGUCCAACACCCCCACGGAUCCUGAAUCUGGGAAGCUGUCGGCCAACGGGCAUCAGAAAACUCUAUGAAAGGAUGGAUGGCUCAACACAGACGCACACCUGAGCACAGCCAAGGGAGAUGCCCACAGGACGGCCCGCCUGCUGAAAGCUGAAAGGGAUCGGAGAAGAACUUAAUAAAGCCGUGCGGUGUCUGGCGGAUGCUGCAAAUGGAGGCUGAGAGCCAUUUUGCCACGUGACAUUCCAUUCCCCGGACCUCGGAUGGGAGCUGGGACGGAGCCAAGAGGAGACGGAGGAGUGAGGGGGGCUGCAGUCAGCUUGAUGUGGACUUGGGAGCAUGCACUCCCUCAGCUGUGCUUCUACCAACCACUGUUCCUCUUUUUAGUCGCCUUUCCGCCAAGCGCUGCACUUCAGGUUCGUCAUUGAAGCCAGGAAGACGUAUAUUUAGGGAAAGGGAAGAAAAUAAACCAAACCGUACUGCAAUUUUUUAACAAUGUACUUUAUGCUCUUUUAUUAGUAAUAUGGAAUGGUUUCUUCCACAAUGUGUUUCAUAUAACAACAUGGUCACGAUUAUGCCGCUCUCCCACUGUACAACACUGGACGGGCUGGCCUCAGGUUUACUCCACUGCUUUUCCACUUCACCACAGUCCUGGGUAAAACUAGGAAAACCGAGCCGCAGUGAACAUGUCAGUGGGAAACCCACAAAUUGGCCACGGGAAGACGUACCUGCUAGAACUUUGCAGGUGCAGUUGAAAAGCUUUGAGCCUGAUGAUGUCAUUAGUUCCAACUUUGAGGUGCUCCACAUUUGAAAUGGGAGUUUACCUUCACAAUUGGCUUCCACCCCACUAUUGAUGUAAAAAUAUUGUAUAUUGUGUGUACAUAUGACAGUCGGGUCUUCGGUGAGUGCAGACAAGCAUUGUGUUUAUAUUAUAUUCGUGGUGAAGGCCUCAGUCCAAAGGUGAGCAAUCUCAGAAGGUCUGCUUGGACCAGCAUGACUUGCUCAUCUUCUCCACUGUGAAGUCGUGGUCGUGCAGAAGCACCGUAAAUGCCUUAAAGGACGAGCGUUAACAUUAAGGCCGUUUCCUUGUGGCGUGGUUUUGGUUUCCAGACAGUUCCACUGUGACGCUCGCACGCGACUGUUGUCAUAGAAACAUGCAAAGAGGUGGUGUGUUCUUAUAUGGUGAUGUAUUUCUAUAUGCAGUAGUUACUGUUCCUUUUUCAUGAAAUAUGGGAAUAUGCAGCACUGCUCUUCUUAAAUCAAUCUCAUUAGACUUUUGUGGAAACCAGAGCAGGACCAAAGAUCUGCUGUUAGGGCUGGAUGGAUUGAUAUUGAAUGAGCAGCUUUACCCAAACAUUAGUUAGAUUAUCACGUAGAUUGAGUCCAUGGAACGAUGUCUCGUUGCCACAAAGUGGAACCGCAGAGAUAGACAAAGCACUUGUGUGAUUUCCAAGUGGUUCUUCUACAAAGUGGGCAAGUUAGUUGUGGCCCUCUUCAGCCUCUAAUGAAACAUCAGUCAGAUGCUGUGAAGCAGCUCAGUCUCUGCAUGUCAACUUUUUGGGGUACAUGUUUUGUGAAUGUAUUUUUUAAAACUAUUUCUCAGUCUCUUGUGUUUUUUUAUGUCUGUUUGCAAAUAAAAGUUAGA